Messenger RNA from Seriola dumerili (greater amberjack), 3384 nucleotides. It is a transcript of the gene rubcn, whose product is annotated as RUN and cysteine rich domain containing beclin 1 interacting protein. The transcript is spliced from 21 exons. Gene Ontology annotation, cellular component: early endosome; late endosome. The record is from RefSeq and is a predicted model, not a curated record. Lineage: Eukaryota; Metazoa; Chordata; Actinopteri; Carangiformes; Carangidae. Gene Ontology annotation, biological process: negative regulation of autophagosome maturation; negative regulation of endocytosis. Bases 150 to 3029 code for a protein of 959 amino acids. Gene Ontology annotation, molecular function: phosphatidylinositol phosphate binding.
GAGCAGACAUGGCGGAACACUGGAGAUCCGGGUGACUCUUUCAAGAGCAACCCUGCUACCGCGAUAAAACUCCGUUGUACCAAGUAAGGUAGGGGGAAAUAUCGCUGAAGCUGGCAGCUUUGUACGGAGCUCUGUUCCUCCCGGAGGACAUGGAGAGCACGGUGGAGGGAGAGGCGGAGGAGCGCAGGAGGGAGCACUGGAAGUUGCUGUCCAGCCUGAAGACCACAGUUGAGGGUCUCGUGUCCACCAACAACCCCAAUGUGUGGUCACGUUAUGGUGGCCUGCAGCGGCUCCACAAGGACAUGAACAACAUCCUCAGCCAUGGACUGAAGAAUGAGCAGGUGUACUACAAGCAGAGAGACUACUGGCCGUUUGUGUGGUGUGUUCGCUAUAUCAGCCCUCAACUCGCCUCACACGUUGAACAGUUCAGUCACCUGGAGCCGGUACUGAGCAGCGGGAUGCAGAGUGCUGGUGAAAGCUACAAGGCCGAGCGCUGGCUGCUUCACAGCUUACAGGUUCACAAGCUGUCCGCUCAGCUCCGACCUCUGCUCAGGCAUCUAGGCCAUAAACGUAAAUACUAUAAUGAUGAUGCCUUUCUGCUGAGUGAGCCCCAUGUGACCGCCAUGUUUCAGUGUCUGGAAGCUGUAGAGCAGAACAACCCCAAACUGCUAGCCCAAGUAGACACUGUUGGGCUGUCCCCUCUGAAGGGCCCACCAUGUCUGGGUCUGUUGAAGAGCCAGAGCCUGUGUGUGUUGCCAGGGGCUGGUGGGGCCUGGAAGAACCGUGACUCGGCCCCCCGAGGAGAAUCUCUAAACCGCAGACUCACCACCUCCAACUGUUCUCUGCGAGAAGCAGUCACCCCCAGCCACAAAUCCGGGAACACUACGGGAGUCGAAUCUCUAAUCAGCAACAGCAAAAAUACUACCUCUUCAGCUAGCAACCUGGGAGCUCCCUGGGUGUGUGUGUCCAGGCCAGGGGAGAGCGAGUGGGGUGUGACCCCCCCUCCUGGCCCUGUCUCGGUCCCUUCUAUCUCCCUAACAGAGUCUCCCACACCCAACUCCCUUCAGCCAGAGACCGCGGACUCUGGUGAUGGCGACUAUGAUGAUGGUCCAGAAUACUUGGCUAUCGGUAACCUGGGGCAACGCAGUCGCCGUGACUCCCAAAGCUCCACCCACAGUAGUGAGCACGGCGAGAACCCGGACCAGUCCCUUGAACGGAGUUCCCAGGCCUUGCCCCCACCCAGACGCUCAUCUUUUUCAGAGGGUCAGAGGGGGCCGGGCCGUGGGUCCCGAGGACACACCCGUUCCUUUUCCGACACUGGGAUCAAUCAGAAACUCAGGAAUGAGUCGGCAGGCGACGACUGCUGCAUGAAGGACUACAGCCCCUUCUCAACUCAGUGCAGUGAUUCCAGCACCCCCAGUUCCCUCUACAUGGAGUCUCAUGGAUCCCAGUACAGCAGUGUGUCAGAUGGGAUGUUCAGGAAGCCGUCGGAAGGCCAGAGCCUCAUCAGCUACUUGUCAGAGCAGGACUUUGGCAGCUGUGCUGACCUCGAAAAGGAGAACGCUCAUUUCAGCAUUUCAGAGUCCCUUAUUGCAGCGAUCGAGCUGAUGAAGUACAACCUGCGGCGUCAGGAGGAGGAGGGCGAGGAGGAGGGAGACAGCGACUGUGAGAUUCAGCAGCUCAAGCAGAAGAUCCGCCUGCGCAGGCAACAGAUCCGUCGCAGCCGCCUGCCGCCCUGCACGACGUCCCAGCACAUUUUUCACUCCACUGACAGCGGAGGCUCCAGGAGGAGCUCCCAGGAUUCCUACCAGGGCCUGUCUGACUCCGGCUCAGCUGAGGAGGUGGAGGAGUGUGAACUGAGAGAUGGCUGUGAGGGUCAGUCCCUGCUGGCGGUGUCACAGAACGGCCUCUCCCUGUCACUCGCCUCCCUCUUCUCAGAUGCAGACAUAAAGCGCAGUGUGAGCUCCAGCACCAGGUCUUUUCUCAGCUCAGAGUCCAUCUCUCCAUCCUUCCUCCAGUCUAACUCUGCUGAGUCAGUAGCCAUGGGUUUGCUCAGACAGUUUGAGGGCAUGCAGCUUCCUGCAGCCUCAGAGCUCGACUGGCUGGUCCCAGAACAUGACGCUCCACAGAAGCUCCUGCCCAUUCCUGACUCUCUGCCGAUCUCACCUGAUGACGGCGAACAUGCGGACAUCUACAAGUUGAGGAUUCGUGUCCGAGGCAACCUCGAGUGGGCACCGCCUCGACCGCAGAUCAUCUUCAACAUUCACCCUGCCCCUAAGAGGAAGAUAGUUGUGGCGAAACAGAACUACCGCUGUGCUGGCUGUGGUACCCGCAUUGACCCAGACUAUAUUAAGCGUCUGCGUUACUGUGAAUACCUCGGCCGUUACUUCUGCCAGUGCUGUCAUGAGAACUCCCAGGCGGUGGUUCCGGGCCGAGUGCUGAGGAAGUGGGACUUCAGUAAGUACUAUGUCAGCAACUUUGCCCGGGACUUGCUGAGCAAGAUUGCUGGAGACCCGCUGUUCAACCCCAAUGACAUCAACAGCGGCCUGUACAAGAAGAACAAAGCUCUGGAGGCUGUCAGGGUUUUGAGAGUGCAGCUGUUUCACAUGAAAAAUCUCUUCAAGACCUGUCGUUUGGCUAAAGAGGUGCUGGACCAGUUUGACAGCCUGCCAGGUCACCUGACUGAGGACCUUCACCUCUUCUCCCUCAAUGACCUCACCGCUGUGCGCAACGGGGAACUGGCUCCCCGAAUGAAAGAGCUGCUUAAACUUGGUACCUUGCACGUAGCUGGCUGUGUGCUGUGCCAGGCGAAAGGUUUUGUGUGCGAGUUCUGCGGCAACGACAAAGACAUCAUCUUCCCCUUCCAGUUGAACAAGUGCCAGCGCUGUGAAGAAUGUCAUGCAUGUUACCAUCGCAGCUGCUUCCGGACAGGUAAAGACUGCCCUCGGUGUCAGCGGCUGGCAGAGCGGAGAGAGAGGAUGGCACGUAAAAACAUGGAGGAACAAGAAGACGAGGGAGGUGGGACCUAGUGCUGGUAACUGAGGAAACUCGGAGACAAGAGAAGAAGAAAGAAGAGCACAACGCGACCAUGAUUGUAGAGACUGACCACCUCUCUUUCCGUUCCACUCCUCUCAGGCCUGGGUGACAAUACUCGCUGCAAACAGCUGUUGUGAUCUCAAUAGACUUCCAGAUGUGCAGUUAUUACCAUCAGUUGUGCCAGUGUCAUAUGAGUUAAAGAGGAACACAGCAACUGUUGAUUUUCAGAUUGAUUUUUUCUGCAAGCUCUUUUCACACAUGCUGUGAAUGAAUCCUGUUUGAACAAGAGUCAUUUUAACAUGAAAAUCAAGCGACUUUAAAGAAAAAAAAAAAAAAAAAAAAAAAAAA